Pestalotiopsis fici W106-1 is the source of this 1131-nucleotide messenger RNA. RefSeq lists its product as uncharacterized. The record is from RefSeq and is a predicted model, not a curated record. NCBI's taxonomy places the organism in Eukaryota, Fungi, Ascomycota, Sordariomycetes, Amphisphaeriales, Sporocadaceae. The transcript is spliced from 4 exons. Gene Ontology annotation, molecular function: protein binding; 6-phosphogluconolactonase activity. Bases 1 to 1131 code for a protein of 376 amino acids.
AUGCAUUCCCUUCUUCUACUCGCUGCCGCGGCUGUGCCUGCGCUAGCUGAUACGCAUUAUUUCUUUGCAGGUUCCUUUGCUGGUACAACCAUUGUCGGUGUUGAGUUUGACGAUGCGGCUUCAACCCUUACACUUGUCAACAAUAUUACCACCAGCGCAAGCGGAGGCAGCAAGUGGAUCAACAUUGAUGCCGCCAAGGAGAACCUCUAUGUAGGCACAACGGGGUCUUUCCAGAGUUAUGCCGUGACCGCCGAUCUGGGUUUGACAUACACGAGCGCUGUCAACUUGUCUUCGGACUGCUCCAAUGCAAACUUCAUCACAUCUUCUACUUCGUCGCCUUUCACCGUCUUUGCCACAGCCUACGGCGGCGGGUGUCCUAGCCAGGCUAUUUCAGUCGACGACACCGGAGCAUUGGUUGCGGCCUUUGCAAAUGCCACCUACGAUAGCGCUGGAGGUGUCCACGGAACGGCACUGAGCCCCAACAAUGACUUCCUCUACUCUGCCGACGACAUGGGCAAUGCCGUCUGGGUACACUCGUACGAUGCUGAGACUGGCGCGGUCGAAGAGGUCCAGUACCUGGCCGCUGCCAGCGAUUCAGACCCUCGACAUGUGACUGUCCACCCAAACGGCCAGUGGGUGUACGUUGUCUACGAGGCAGCAAACUCCGUCGCUGCUUACAAGCGCGACAACACCACAGGAGAGUUGACCUUUGACAACACUACCUACUCGCUGCUGCCUACUGGAUUCACCAACUCUUCCUCGUACUGGGCUGAUGAGGUCCUCAUCUCCAUCCCGGCCAGCAACAGCAGCGCCACGUCGCCCAAGUACUUGCUCGCCGCAACGCGAUCCCGCACGACGGGUAUUUCUGGCUACGUCUCUGCAUUUUCCCUCGACAGCGAGACUGGCGCCAUUACCGAGCAGCUGUUCCUGACACCCACGACCAACAGCGGCGGGUCUGCCAAUGCCGUUUCUCCUGCACCUUUCAGUGAGGAUUACUUUGCCAUCACCGACAGCGGAUCCAACUUUGUCGAGGUUUGGAAGAUUGACGCAUCCGACGACGCAACGACGGCUGCCCCGGUGGCUCAUCUUGAUCUGGCCAGUGGUCCUGCCAAUGUCCAAUGGGUCAACUAG